Messenger RNA from Chanos chanos (milkfish), 1371 nucleotides. It is a transcript of the gene kcnk20, whose product is annotated as potassium channel subfamily K member 13. Lineage: Eukaryota; Metazoa; Chordata; Actinopteri; Gonorynchiformes; Chanidae. The transcript is spliced from 2 exons. The record is from RefSeq and is a predicted model, not a curated record. Bases 1 to 1371 code for a protein of 456 amino acids. Gene Ontology annotation, biological process: potassium ion transmembrane transport; stabilization of membrane potential. Gene Ontology annotation, molecular function: potassium ion leak channel activity; outward rectifier potassium channel activity. Gene Ontology annotation, cellular component: plasma membrane.
AUGGGGCACAGCGGCGAAUGCGAAAAGGACCAGCAUGCCCGUUGCGGUGUUGUGUCUUGCUUUAACAUGGACCUCGCCCGUAUCUUCUUACUGUGGGCGCUGAUCGCGCUCUACAUGCUGUUUGGGGCAGUUGUCUUUUCUGCUCUGGAGAGACCCACAGAACUGAAAGCCUACCAGCUUUGGGAGAGGCAUCUGGAAGACUUCUCCCGUGAACAUCGAGUUCACCCUGACGUCCUGCGCGUUCUGCUCAAGCAGUACGAGGAGGCCACUGCUGCUGGGGUUCGGGUGGAGCGUCGUCGACCGAGAUGGAACUUCUCAGGAGCCUUCUAUUUUGUGGCCACCGUGGUCUCUACAAUAGGAUUUGGAAUGGCAGCACCAGCGACCAUCUCUGGAAAAGUUUUCCUGAUCUUCUACGGGCUCAUUGGUUGUUCAGCAUCCAUCCUUUUCUUCAAUCUCUUCCUUGAACGUGUUAUUACCUUCAUAGCAUCCCUCAUUCGCCGGUGCCAUAAGAAGAGACAGUCUGGGUUAAAUGGUGUCAACAACACGGGUGAUGGAAACGGAGAAGCUGAAUGGAAGCCCUCCGUGUAUUACGUAACGGCAGUACUGGGGUCGAUGGCACUACUUGUUGCUUGUGGAGCUUCAGGUCUUUACUCAGCCAUGGAGGACUGGGAUUACCUGGAGUCUUUGUAUUUCUGCUUCGUGGCUUUCAGCACCAUGGGUUUUGGGGACAUGGUUAGCGGGCAGAAGGAGCAUUACGAGGCAGCAUGGGUGUAUCAGAUCGUCAACUCCUUAACCAUCCUCUUGGGUGUCUGCUGUACCUACGCUCUCUUCAAUAUCAUCUCCAUCGUUAUCAAGCAGAUGCUCAACUGGAUAUUGAAGAAGCUGCUGUACGUCAAGUGCUGUCCCGGCUCGGGUCAGCGUCGGCGGGGCCAAGGGUUAGCGCUAUCUUGCUGCUCUUUCACGUGUCUCCAUGACCGCAGCCCAGUUCAGCAGCAACAGCAGCAGCAGCGGCAGAAGAUUCAAAUCACAGCCAGCCACCAAGGCCAACACUGGAGCUGUCACGUGGUGAUGUCAUCACUGCCCUCUACCUCAAGACCUAAAUGCAGGUGCGCCAUUGCCACAGUGGAGACGGUGUGCGGGGGUGAGGUGCAAGGCGCAGGGGAGACGGCCUCGGACUUUGAGUGCAGAUUUUCCGGGGAAAUGGUUUGCGAAAGCGACGACUCGGAUACACUCUCCAAGGCUGCGACGCGGGAAAGUCCUGCAGCGGCCAGUGCAGCCUUUCUCCAUGUUCGUCACAAUAGCCUUCCUGAAGGUGUCAGUGCGAUUUCUAUCUUAAAUAAAAGGCUUCAAGAGGCAAGGGUCAAUAUAUAA